Messenger RNA from Aspergillus tanneri, 2334 nucleotides. RefSeq lists its product as uncharacterized. The transcript is spliced from 7 exons. Gene Ontology annotation, biological process: biosynthetic process. NCBI's taxonomy places the organism in Eukaryota, Fungi, Ascomycota, Eurotiomycetes, Eurotiales, Aspergillaceae. The record is from RefSeq and is a predicted model, not a curated record. Gene Ontology annotation, molecular function: FAD binding. The coding region runs from base 1 to 2334 and encodes 777 amino acids.
AUGUCUCCUUCCGUCGUUUUACAGCACUACCAGGUCGCCAUCAUCGGUGGCGGCAUUGCCGGUUUGACGACAGCGUUGGCACUGGAAAGGCUCGGCAUUCGCUAUAUCCUUUUUGAGAGGCAUGAAUCCUUAGCCCCCGACGAGGGCGCCAGUAUUGGCUUAUUACCCAAUGGUCUACGCAUCCUCGACCAGUUGGGGCUGAUGGAAGAGAUCGAGAAACACACCACCGCGUUGCAGCGCUGGCAACAUUUGGACGGAGACGGCGCGCUGCUAUCGGAGGUGAAUGCCCUGGGUUAUUAUCCCUCGACAAUUGGAUAUGGCGGAUUGUUCUUGGAGCGACGCAAACUCCUCCGCAUCAUGGCAGACGGCUUGAAGAGCGUCGAUUCGAUCCGGACUGGGACACGAGUGACUUCGGUGCGAGAGACAAGUGAGCAGGCCAUCCUCACCACCAGUGAUGGCAUUCGCAUCACAGCGGAUCUUGUUAUUGGCGCAGAUGGGGUGCGUAGCUGUGUUCGUCCGGCCAUAGACCAGGCGCCGCAGGGUAGUCCAGGUUCGUCGGAUGAUUAUAUGUCGACGCGGUUUGCGUGUGUUUACGGAAUUUCCCCUCCGGUAGAAGGUAUCAUCGCGGGCGAUUGCUUCUCCGUGUACCGACCAGCAGCGACUAUUCUGAUCUUCACCGGCAAGGGUGGCACCGUGUUCUGGUUCGUUUUUGAGGAUCUGGGUCAAACAUAUACCCUGUCCACCACUCCACAAUAUACCACUGCGGACGUAGAAAAAUUGUGCCGGUCUGUCUCUCAUCUGCGCAUUACACCUACCGUACGGUUUGGCGAUGUAUACGAGAAACGAUCAGUGGCCGUGAAGGUAGCACUGGAAGAAGGAGUUGCGCCCAACUGGCACAGUGAGCACAUGGUCGUCGUUGGCGAUGCUGCACAUAAGAUGGUGCCGAACGCAGCCAUGGGUGCUAACCAAGCCAUUGAAUCCGCCACCGUAUUGCUCAACGAACUUCACAGUGUCCUCUGCGGCCCAUCACAAGGCUACAUGCCCCACGAGACUCUCACAGCUGCUCUAAAACAGUACGCAAACUCCCGCAAACUGCGUACUGCUGGGAUUGUACAGAAAGCGGGUAUCACCUGUCGCGCUCAAUUAGCUCACGAUGGUCCUGCUGCUGCCCUACGCCACGAACUUCCUUCCUUAACCGAUGGUGACUGGCUGUUUCGUGGAUUUAUGGGCCUCGCUGACGCCCCGGUAUUGGCUGGUAUCCCACUCUCGCAGCACGGCCUGCUCUAUCAACAGGCUGUGGACCAGUUCCGCAAACGUGUUCGGGCUCGGGAGAAUGAAGGCUUGAAUAUCUCGAAUAUGGAGCUGUUUGACACUGAGGCACAGCAUUAUCUAGCGUCGGAUCCUCCACCUACUGAAUUUUCCAGCGCUAUUGCAGAUAAUUGGGCAUCCAAAGCGAUGUUCCUUAAUCUGCAGCAUGCUAACACUAAGAUCGACCGCGGCGGUGAACUGUUCCUGGAAAUGUCUCCAGGCCGCAUAUCGCUUCUCCAAUUCAUGCAUCCAUGGAAACCAGCUGACCCAUCGGGUAUUCUUGCGGCCGUCCACCGAUAUCUGGUUCCUACGUUCCUCCUGGAGUUGCUGAUGUCUCUCGACUGCGAUAUUACCAUUCUUCCUCGCCUUUCGGUCGGUUUCCGUCUGGAUGACAUCCGAAGCGAGCAGGUAUUUGUUGCAAAUGUCAUCAGGAAACCAGAUAUAUGUCAGAUCAUCGGUGCGGGCUGCCAUCUCGACCAGUGUGCCAAAAUCCAUGCCAGUAAGUUUCUCGUAGAAUGCGUAAGAACUCCUGGAUCUACCGCCCCUUUGGCCCACGUAUUUGACCGUUGUACAUCCGAGAUCUAUGUACAAUCACUGUUACUCGAUGAUUGGGCGUGGAUCUUAAAUGUGGGAUCCGAGAUUGAGAGGCUGGUCAACGGCACGGAGCUAAAUCUGGGCUCGAGGCCAUCUAAGCUUGAUGAGAAGGAGGAAAACUUGGAGAAAAUCCUCUGGCUUGCACAGUUUACGACGCCAGAAGAAAGCCUGUACCGGACCAAGGUCCUUAAGUGUCAAGAUUCUCUCUCACCCGGAGACUCCUACGAGCUUUGUUUGACCGACGAAACGAUCGUCACCUUUCCAACUCCCGUGGACCCGUGGAGCCUUUAUAAGCGGCGGCGAAGAAAAACCCCGCACCGUUCGGUGCAUUUCUUCACCUGUCUGAUGCCAUCGUGGUCGGCAGCAGUCCCGAGCGAUUCCACUGGGACCGCAGUGGGCACUGUCAAUUCAGACCUAUCAAAGGCACUGUGA